AUGCCCCGCGCGUUCGCCGCCGCGCUCGGCGUGAAGCACUCGACGCUCCUCGGCGCGUUCGCGAGCGCCGGCGUCCCGGUCUCGUCCCUGCGCGGCGACAUCCCGCUCGUCAUGCUCGCGACGCUCGGCGCGAUCCUCGCCGCGCAGAUAAUCUCCAAGCUCCUCCUCCGCCCUCUCCGCGACCGGCGCGAACCUCGGGACGCGCGCGAGCCGUCCGUGGUCCUCGUCACCGGCGCGUCGAGCGGCCUCGGGAAGCUCGUCGUGGACGCGGUGUCCGAGGCGUUUCCGAGCGCGGUCGUGUACGGCACCUCGCGCAGCGGAUGGCAGCCGCCGAGAAAAUUGCCGUGGUCGCCGAGUCGGUCUCCGAGAGGGAUCGAGCCGCGCGACGACAACGGUGAGAGGCUGACGGACGGGCUGCUGCAGCUCGACGUCACGGACGAGGCGAGCGUGGAGAGGUGCGUGAACGCGAUCGUCGACCGGCACGGGAAGCUGGACGUCCUGAUCAACAACGCGGGCGCGGUGAUCGCCACGCGCGGCGUCGCGACCAAACACGACGACGCGAAAUCGCAGGCGCGUUCUGUACACUGGUUCCCAUACGACCGCGUUCGCGUUGUGAACGCCGAUCCUUAA
Molecule: messenger RNA, 630 nt
Organism: Micromonas pusilla CCMP1545
Lineage: Eukaryota; Viridiplantae; Chlorophyta; Mamiellophyceae; Mamiellales; Mamiellaceae
Exons: 1
Coding region: 1-630 (209 amino acids)
Source: RefSeq, a predicted model, not a curated record